Messenger RNA from Scatophagus argus, 8279 nucleotides. It is a transcript of the gene nhsl1b, whose product is annotated as NHS-like 1b. The transcript has 9 exons. Gene Ontology annotation, biological process: cell differentiation. The record is from RefSeq and is a predicted model, not a curated record. NCBI's taxonomy places the organism in Eukaryota, Metazoa, Chordata, Actinopteri, Scatophagidae. Bases 1319 to 6358 code for a protein of 1679 amino acids.
CAGCACCGUGGCUACAAGGGUUGGGUGUAAUCUUAACCUUAUACUCACAACACGCAUAGUCAACUCUCAUAGUCAGUCCCACACUUAUGCUGUUGUAGACUGACUAAGACCGCAGUUCAGGGAAUCCUCACCAGUGCACACUUCUUAUCAGCCUUUCUGUGCGUCAUGCUGGGUGUGAGUUCAGCAGGUGUGUUCUUCCCUUCCUGAUUCACACUUGUGCUGAUCAGCUGAUUGGAGAGCGAGACAGCUGUCAACACCGGGACUUCUUUCACAACAUCGACAUACUUGGCAUGCCUUCUUCUCAUCCACCAGUGACGGCGGCACACCAAGGAGUAAUGUGGUCAAAACAGCUCAAAGAGGAAGAAGAAGAAGGUCUUGACAAAAAGUAGGACAAAAUUCUUCGGAAACCCUGAGAAACGGCAUCAUCUCUGCUGCCGGGCAUCUACAACAGUCACAUAACAGAGGAUCCCUAUUGGAACUUGUGCCGGAAGGAUUUCAUGUGCGUGUGUUUGUGCCAGUGUGUGAGUAUGCAUGUAACUUCAUCAGGCUGGGAAUAGACCCAGGGACGCUGAAACCUCUUAACCUCCUGGUCUGGCCCAAUGCUAAGACAGUGCGUGUCAGUUGGCGUGUGUGUGUGCUCACAACUGGAGAUAACAGCUCUCAAGGGCCCACAUGGUUGUAAACAACAACCGCUCACUUGCUGAAUUGAAAAGUAUCCUGAUGUAAUUUGGAAAUCUCUCUCCUCCCUGUCAUGCACCACCGAGGAAUAAUACAGCCAACAGUGAGCACGCGCAUACAUGUGUGCGUAUCGGAGUGUGUGCCGCAGAGGGGUGGUGAUUUUCCAGAUUGCUGGAUUGCCUAAUUACCCCUUUGGGUUUUGGGAAUGACGCCCGGAAUUUUUAAACACAAAGAAAGAGAAGAAAGGGAGAAAAAAAAGAUGAUUUAAGUUUGACUUUUGGCUCGUGACACAGAGAUUAAUUGAAGGAGAAAGAGGUUGGAAGUUGAGACUGUCCAGGUCAGAGUCAUGGUGCGGAACUGUGCAAAGAAAGUGAAGCGAAAUUGGGUUACGGCUGCACUUCCAGAUGGAUCUAAUUUAUUUCUUAACAUAGAAUCUGAAUAGUUUGAAGCAUUUUAGCAUGUGUGCAGACAUGCAUGCUGUAUUUCAGAAUUGCUUGGAAAGAUCUGAUGAGAGAUUAAAGUGAAAAUCUACCAACCAAACCAAAGGAUCUUCAUCUGAGGAUUAUUUUUCCAGAUUAAAACUUGGUUUUGAAGACAAUUUCGUCUAACAUUUUCCGGACUGUCAUUUCCCUGAAUCAAGAUGAGAGGGGACAGGAGGUGCUCUUCCUUUCGCAAGGAGAAACCUGCAGGCCUAUCCCGGGCUCUCAGCUGGCUCAGCGUGUCCACCCUCUCCCGCCAGAGCAGGCGAAUCUUCCACAGCCAGAAUGAGCUCCACUCAGUCCACACCCGUCAAACACACUCGUACUCACACACUCAUCUUCAUGCAGCAGACAGAGACGAGGAGCUCGAUGAUGAUGACAACUGGGUGUACCAGCCUCAACACAAAAUAGCGGUGUCUAACUUGGACGAGGAGAGCAAGUGGACGGUUCAUUACACGGCGCCAUGGCACCAGCAGGAGAACGUCUUCCUACCAGGCAGCAGGCCGCCCUGUGUAGAAGACCUCCACCGUCAGGCCAAAGUCAACCUCAAGACCACUCUGCGAGAAUGUGACAAGUUGAGAAAAGAUGGUUUCCGGAGCUCUCAGUACUACUCGCAGGGUCCCACCUUUUCUGACCCCACACAGUCCACCAGCAGCCUGCAGGACGAUGAGGAUGAUGACAAUGAUAAGAAGUCCACAGCGUCAUCGACAGAGGACAACAAAUCUCAGCUCUCCAUGAGGCCCCAGACCCCGCAGGGUGAAGGAGGGGAGGGGUCUGAGGUUGACGGACAGGUGGCAUGGAGCAAAGGCACACCCCUCCCCACCCCAGAGGAGAAGAUGAGGCAGACAGCUAAGGCCGUGCCCACAGACAUAGUUGCCAUCAACGUCACAGGGGCAGUGUUUGACCGUCAGGCGAGCAUCCGGCGCUCCCUCAUUAACACUGACACCGUGUCCCGUCGGCCCAAGAAGGUCAAACGCAGAAAGACUAUAUCAGGGCUGCCUGACAACAUCAACCAGGAGCUAGCAGCAAAAGGACACGGCGGAGAGCUCAGGCCGCAUUCCAUGUUCAUCCCGGGACAGUACUCCACUUUGGGCAGAACUGGGAGCGUCAACUCAACGCUCCGACGUUCACAGACCAGAGAUUCCAGCUGCCAGACAGAGGAAGUGAAGGUUGUACCUCCAUCCAUGAGAAGAAUUCGGGCUCAGAGAGGACAGGGAAUCGCUGCUCAAAUGGCUGGCAUUUCUGCUUCUUCCUCAACAGGAAGUAUAUCCAUCUCAAGUAGUGACAGCUCUGGGAUCUUGAUGCUGCCACAACGCUUUAACGGAGAUCCUUCCCGCUUUCACAGUCUGCCUCGACAAGGUGCUAGGGUGUCCCUCAGUGCUGACCCCAUCUAUAGCAGCACCCCCAUCAAGUCAGAGGAGCAAACUACACCUCAGAGGCAGAUUGGGAAGCUUCAGGCUGAUGAUACAGUGGUGCACAUAAGAAAUGCCCCAAGGAUAGGCACAUUGCCCAGGCCCAAGUCUCAGGAGUUGAGGGGGACACAGGCCAGUGAUUGGGGUGGUGGUCCAGCAUGUGUGGUUUCCCCACAUGCUGCCUAUUCAACCUCAUUCAUCCCUAAUGCCACCCUAUCUAGUACUUCUGAGGUCAUUACCCUCAACACCUCCGGUCAGCUGUCCCACUCCCCAGCCUCAGCUUACCCGACAGCUCGGCCGCUCGGUCUGGCUGCCUCUACCAACACUGACUCCUUGAUUUCCAGUCCAGGAGCCUUUACCCACAGCUCCACCUGUCCAGCCUUGGUCACUUCUACUCCUACUCAUACACCACAGGAUGGUGGUUUGGUAGUCCCAGCACCCCCUAGCGAGUCAGGACACUCAGACAGCAGUGUACACAGCCACAGCACCUUGGCCCCCACACCACCAUCCUGUCUGCCAGAGGAGCAGUGGAUCUACGACACGCCAGAAAAUGUGGUGGUUCCACACCGCACUCUGACCUCCAGCUGCUCCACUCCUAUCAAUCACCUGUAUAGCAGCCUGGACUUGUCCUCCAGGACCACGACAGACUCAAGCUCCCUCUAUUCCCAAGACAAUGAUGGAUACUACACGUCCAUGCAUAUGGAUUCGGGACUGCGCUCUCGCAGCCAUGGCAGUGGGCAUGGUGCAGCAGCUGGACGGGCCACCCGGCACAGCAUGUACGAGUGCCGCGAGAUGGCCAAUCAGGAAGACUCUGGAAGCUUGUACAGUGACCGCUCUCUGUCCCGCAGCAUCUCCCUCCGCAAGGCCAAGAAGCCUCCGCUGCCCCCAGCUCGUACGGACUCUCUUAGACGUAAGCCUGGCGUAAAAAAGCCCCUUGGAGGGGUCAGUGCCAUCAGUGGUGAGGCAAAUGGAGCCAUGCUCAAUGAAACUCUAAUUGCCAGCUUGCAGCAGAGCCUACAGUUGGGACUUAGAGGUGGGAAAGGAAAAGGGGCCUCACCCUCUUCACCCUCUCACAGCCCAAGCAGUGACUAUGAUGACCCUUGGGUGCUACGGCCGCGCAGUCAGAGUAGCAUUAGUGCAGGUAGCUCUGCAGCCUCACUUGCAGCCAACGCCAACUGCGGCGGUUUGUCUAAUGCAUACUCACUGUGCCAUGUGACGCCUGCUCACAGUGAGACCAGCAGCUUGCGCUCAGACUAUGCUGAUUCCUGGGGAUACUACAUGGACUACCCUCAUAACCAUGGAGAUCAGAGGACACAGACCCCUCCAGCCCACGCCACAGAUAACAUGUCAGCCGGGGCUCACCCACGAGAUUUGCAGAAUGGUGAUGAGAUUCACAACAACAGCCAGGCUGCUAGAGCUCCAGAUCAGGAGGAAGGGGUGGCAGUAAAGCCCAAAAUGUCCACCUCCUCACCAGACAGGGUGCAUAGACUGACCUCCCCAUCUAGCGGCUACUCCAGCCAGUCAAACACCCCGACAGCUGGAACCCCAGUGCCCUCGUUUGUCAGGUCCAUGUCUCCCUCAGGCAGCCGGCCUAAGCCCAAAGUUCCAGAGAGGAAGUCAUCUCUCCUGUCCUCUGUGUCCGUGUCCUCUUCUUCCACCUCCCUGUCUUCUAACACCUCUGACUCACUUAAAUGCUCCGGCCCUCCUCCCCCACCACCUCCACCCCUGCCCCUCUCUUCCUCCUCAGCUCCCAACACCCCUCUCAGCCCACCUCCACCAUUCCCUCCUCCUUUACCACCAAGUUCCAGUGUAGUUACUCCACCGCCAGCUCCCCCAUUACCACCCACUCCACAGGGUUCAACUCUGAGCCCACCCCCUGCUUGCUCCACCUCGCCUGAAUUCCCUCCUCCUCCAUCUCCUGAAAUGCUAAUCCCACCCAGUUCAUCCUUCAAUGGUAGCUUCAGUCCUCCCCCUCCACCUCCCCCUCCUGUUCCCUCCAUGGGGCCCCCUCCACCGCCUCCCCUGCCUGCUUUUGUCCCACCUUCCUCCUCUCCAUCUUUUGUCAAGGCAGUGAAGGAUGAACCUAAACCAGCUCUUUCCAACAGCCCUACUAAGUCAUCUAAGCCCCUGAUCACCCCAUUUGCACUGCAGAGUGUUCAGCUCCGCUCUGUUAAACGGCCUGAGAAGGAGAUUAAUGGCAAGUCAGACCACACCAAAGCUGAAGAAACAGGGGUGGACCUCCUUCAGGGUCUAAAGCCCCAGACAUUGGAGCAUCCCACUGUGUUACCUUUGUCAAACUGCUCCCCAGAGGAAAAUUCACGCAACUCCUCACCUUCACCUGUGUCAAAGCUCUUAGAAGAGUUGUCUUUAGACUGCAGUAUCACAGAUUAUACAGCAGGUAGCACUGUCAUAAAUGGGAAAGCCGAGGACCAGAGUUACUUUAUCUUAAAUGGAAAAGAGAAUGCUGAAUGUCAGGAAUCAUUGCCCAGUCCCCCACAGAGCUCCCAAAGCUCUCCUGUCAAACAGAAGCCUCCAGCAGUCUCCAAGAAACCCAAGAUCUCUUGUUUCCCACCAUAUAUCCCCCAGUCAAUCCGUGAACAGGUUCCAUCUCAUGAGGAUAUAACCAGCCAGUCACAAACAGAAGACCAAGUCGAUGCUCUGCAAAGACAAAUAAAGGAAGAGGAGAAAGAGAGUAAAAGUGAGCAACAGCAGGAAGAGGAAACUUCAGAAAGCUCCGAGCCUCUUGCAGAGAGCAGUGACACAUCCUCAGUAAGCAAGGACGAGUCCCAUACCUCUGCUUCAACCAGCCAGGAGACAAGUCUUGACCAUGCACUGUGCACCAAUGGAGAGGCUCAUGAAGAGGAAGAGGAAGAGGAAGAGGAGGAAGGAGAUGCAACAAGUAGCACGACUGGAUCCAUUAGCUCCAAGGAGGAUGACACUGGUGAGGUGUUCGACUCCAGUACGGCUGAAUCAUCUCCAGCCCCAUCAGCCAACGGGGUCUCUGAGGAGAACAUGGUGACCCCGACUCCAUCGCGGGCUCGAACCACUGAGGAUCUGUUUGCCGCCAUUCACAGGGGGGGCGUGCAGUGGGCGGGCGCAUCCUUUCUAGAGAGGUCAAAACGUAAGGUCCUGGGUCGCAAGGAGUCCGAGGAGGACAAAUCCCGGACCGGGAGCUACUCGCAGUCCCCACCCGUCACGCCCACAGCCAUGUCUCCAGGCUCCGUGUCUUCCUUGCCUCGCCAGACAGGCUCCAUCCAGCGCAACCUCCGCAAGUCGAGCACCAGCAGCGACACCUUCAAGGCCCUGCUGCUGAAGAAGGGCAGCCGCUCCGAGACCAGCUUCAGGAUGUCGGCCGCCGAGAUGCUUCGCUCCACUGACCCCCGCUUUCAGAGAACACGCUCCGAGUCAGAGUUGGACCCCCCUGUUGCUUCACCGUCCUCACCGACGGCGCCGCACAGCCCCAUAACUUCCCCCGGGCGAAGUAAGAGGGCAACUGAUGAGUGGAACCGCUACGAGGUCUUUUCUCUGUCCUCGCCGUCUUCAUCGUCCUUUUCAGCAAGUGGGUUAAAGUAUGGGCGCUCACGCACGCCGCCCUCUGCUGCCAGCAGCAAGUACAACGCACGCAGCCGGAUCCUCAGUAGUCCAAUGACAGUAAUAUGUGAGCGUGAUGGGGAGCUGGCUGAGGGCGAGUGCGGAGACACUGCAGAAAGUCUUUCUGGACCAGCAGUCCAGAUUCUCCCUACACUCAAAGACUCCAAUGGCACUUUAUCUGAAGAGAGCAGAAGUUAAAGAGCAUGGAAGGCCCCUGAGAGACAGGGAGCUGAACUAACCCAUCUUAACCAGGGGGGGGCAGGAGGAGGAGCCAACAGAGGCCCCUCUAGAGACACCUCCCUGAGCCCCCCUCCGCCCUCGGCGUUGUGUCUGAGGGAGUGGACAUGUCAGGUCCUGAUGUGACGUCAGAGGUCACCCCAUCAUGGAUCAAGCUGAACUCAUUCUGAAGUGGAGAACUGGUUCUGCCGCAGCUUUUCAAGACUCCCAUGAUUCACACUCUUUCCUUUGUUUGGUGACUCACCCUUUGUGUUAAAAGAAUAGUCUUUCUUUUACGCCUGGUGUUCUUAGUUUGUUUUCUGUUUGUUUGUUUUUUCAUACUCGUCCUUAACAAGCAGGAACCCUGUAGUUUCUUUGAAUGACAAAGUUAAGAUGGCAAACUAAAGUGAAUUGAAGGAAUUGGAAACGUCACGAGUUGUUUGCUUAACUUUGCUGCCGUGUUGCUACAUAGCUUAGGCAGUAGGAAAGAGUGGAAGUUAAAGGCGUGCUGGACGCUCAGCUUGUGAGUCUCCUCAGCCUCUGCGUCUCUCCUGUUGGCUCUGGAAAGUGUUCAAGAGCACCUUGGUUUGCUAGUGUUGGCUUUAAACAGCUCAUAAUAUUGUGGACAGAAGUCAAGGUACAACAGACAGCUCCACUGGUACAAAUUCAGCAACAGUUAUCGACACGUUUUGCUUUGUAAUCUUAGAUCAGUGGUUUAGUUUGCAGAGCUGGUAUGUUCAUUGGUCCAAAGGAAGUGCAGAGGGCUCAGUGCUGCCACCCAGUGAUGGACAGGAAGUGAACAAGAGUUGUUGUCUACAAAGGUUCAACCAAAACUGCUAAUUUUCCUCUAUUAAAGAAAGGCUCAUAAAUCCUCUAUUAAUGAAUUUUAGUUUGAAGAUUACGCACUGUGCAUAGGUGAUUUUCUUUGUGAAUUUAAAAAAUAUGUUUUAAAGACUGUUUUAAUAAACAAGUGAUGUCAUGACUCGUGCUUGGGAGAUAAGUAUAGAUCUAUAAAUGUGUAAAGCCAGAAAUUAAAGUAGAAGAAAAACUCAUUUCACCGGGGUCUUUUAGUGGUUAUGUCGGUUACCAAAGAGGUGAAAAAAUUCAUCUGGAUGUGAACACAAUCGGAGUGCGACCGCCUGUCUGACACCCGUGCUUUUGGUUCAGCUGUUGCUCAGUUUGCUGAGACUUACUAGAACCUUUUAGGGCUUAAAUGAGUUGUUGACCUGAGUUUAUCCUUUUGCAGUUAUAUAUGGUUCUGUAUAUAAAUACAUAGAGAAAGGAGUUUUAAGUAACAUUUUGACUUAUUUUCAAAGACUUUGUACAUUUUUAGAGCCCUGUGUUUGCUGGAAGGGAGUGGUUUCCUUUUUUUGGUAGAUUAUUUAUUUUCUCAUAGCAGGGCUGCAGAACGCUGUCACACUAAACCAGCGAGGUGAUGGAGGGAAGUGGUUCGUCCAGAGGCCACAUUUACUGUGCUGAUCCCACCAGGCCAUUUCUUUCUUUUAAAGGUGCUUCAAAGUUAGAAAAAUGCAAUAAUACCAAUAUUUAUGCCUAAGCCUUCUGCUGCCCUUAAUCUCGAGUCAUGCAAAGCCGACGCUGGUGCUCACAGCUGAGUAAAUGUGGCCUCUUCAGAGUCAUAAACUGAGGUGACAGGCGUGAGACUUCAUAACCCUCCGACAGCCAUAACGCCCUGUGGCUUAAUCACCUGUGACCAAAGUGUGUCUCCCAGCUCCCGCCCAGCCAUGAUUGAGCACUUGGGGCCUGGGCUUGUCUCAUGACUGGAUGACUGGAAAUGUCUCAAUCGCAGAGAGCUCGUUAAAGACGAAAGGGCAGAAUGGAGCUGAAGGCAGGCUGCUAACAGUCUUGUGUAUGUCUGUGUAAUAAAAACAAGGUGAUAUUUAAA